AUGACGAGCGUUCCCUCGACGUUUACCUCGCGCGAGGACGCGCGGAAGGCGAAGGAGCUCGAGGAGGCGCGGAAGGCGGGAACUGCGGAGCCGGAGAAGGACGAGGAUGGAAAUGCGAUCAACCCGCACAUUCCGCAGUACAUUAGCAAGGCGCCGUGGUACUUGAAUCAGCAGAAGCCUGGGCUGAAGCAUCAGCGCUUUGUGCCGGAGGAGAAGGAAGACAUCACGCUCUGGUACGAGCGCGGCAAGAAGCGCGACGUCUCGAAGCCGCGGAAAACCAAAUUCGAGAAGGGCGCCUGCGCGAACUGCGGCGCCAAGACGCACACGGAGAAGGAUUGCGUGGAGCGGCCGCGGAGCAAGAAAGCCAAAUUCACCAACGAAAACCUCUGCGACGACGAAGAGGUCUUCACCGACCUGAAGCUCUCGUACGACGGCAAGCGCGACAGGUACGCCGGCUACGACCCCAGCGAGUACAAGUGGGUCAUUCGCGACUUUGAGCUCGCCGAGAUCGAGCGGAAGCGCCGCAAGGCGCUGGAACUCGAGAAGCAGAUCCUCACGCUCAAGAAGGGCAAGAAGGGCCGCAAGAAGGGCGAGCGGGAAGAGAAAGCCAUGCGCAAAGAGGCAGACGGCGCGGCGGCUGGAGAUUCGGACGGAACGAAGAAGAGCCGCGGGCGGAGCGACAGCGGGACGAGCGACAGCGACACAGACUCCGAGAGCGACCAGGACUCGUCCGACGAAGACGUGAAGCAGCACGAGUUUGACCAGACCUCCGCGCCCGUCGCCUGCAGCGACGACCGCUUCCGUAUCAACACGAAAAACUUGCGUAUUCGCGAAGACACCGCCAAGUACCUGCUCAACCUCGACUCCAACAGUGCCUUCUACGACCCCAAAAGUCGCAGUAUGCGCGGAAACCCCUUCGAACACCUCAAAGAAGAAGACCAGGCGCUCUUCAAGGGCGACAACUUCGCGAGAACGACUGGAGACGUCCUCAAGGCCCAACAGCUCCAGCUCUUCGCGUGGGAGGCGUACAAGCAUGGCGCCCAGGUUCACUUCAACGCUCAACCGACGCAGCUGGAGAAACUCUAUCAGGAGCACGUAGAUAGAAAAAAGGACUUGGAAGACCAGAAGAAAAACGCUCUGCUGACCAAAUACGGAGGCGAGGAACACCUGAACGCAGAUCCGCGGCUGCUGUCAGCGCAAACCGAAGUCUACGUCGAGUACUCUCGCGACGGCAACAUCGCAAAGGGCCGCAACCGCGUAUUGGUGAAGUCCAAGUACGAGGAAGACGUCUACAUCGGCAACCACACCAGCGUGUUUGGCUCGUGGUACAACAUGGCGACUCAAAAGUGGGGUUUCAAGUGUUGCAAGCAGACGGAUUUCGGAGCGGACUGCACGGGAAAGCCAGAAGAUGCGAUCACGGAGGAGUCACUUGGCUUGAAGGCGAGGGAGAGGUCGAGCGGCAAAGCUGCUCAGGAAGUGACUCCUCAAGAAGCCGAGACGGAGAACGCUCCGGCAGAGAAGGCUGCAGAGGUUCGAAUUCCAGCUACUUGA
Molecule: messenger RNA, 1551 nt
Organism: Besnoitia besnoiti
Lineage: Eukaryota; Apicomplexa; Conoidasida; Eucoccidiorida; Sarcocystidae
Product: putative SLU7 splicing factor
Exons: 5
Coding region: 1-1551 (516 amino acids)
Biological process (GO): mRNA splicing, via spliceosome
Cellular component (GO): spliceosomal complex
Molecular function (GO): pre-mRNA 3'-splice site binding
Source: RefSeq, a predicted model, not a curated record